Messenger RNA from Suhomyces tanzawaensis NRRL Y-17324, 1185 nucleotides. RefSeq lists its product as uncharacterized. The record is from RefSeq and is a predicted model, not a curated record. The annotation marks the transcript as partial. NCBI's taxonomy places the organism in Eukaryota, Fungi, Ascomycota, Pichiomycetes, Serinales, Debaryomycetaceae. The transcript has 2 exons.
GAAAAGGUCUUGGGCCAUUACAAGCUUAGAGAUGAGCUUGCCGAGCUCCAAAGACAGAAUGACAGACGAAAACAUCUCGUGAUGCUUGGAAUCCAAAAGGUGGUGUUGUUGUCACAAGCACCCAAGAAAACCGCCAAGGGCACCAACGAGGCCACGAGAUUGAAAACUCAGGUCAAUGAUUAUGAGCUAUACACGAAUAAGCUCAAACAAGAACACUCCACGAAGAUCAAGCUCCAAGAAGCAAAGUUGGAGGCCUUGAGAGAGGAGAACUCAAAGUUGAAAUCACAAAUAAAGUCGCUCAAAGACUCAGUUAUCUACAACAGGGGCCCAGGAAAUAUCCUCUCAAGUAGAACGAUACCAUCGCCAUUUACGUUGCCCAAGUUCAGCUUCAAACACGAUGAGUUGAAUCCAUUGGGAAUAGCAAAACCAAUCCUGAAACUAGACAAAAUCUUGACACCUGUGGCACCCAGAGUGAAAAAGCCUAAAAGAACAUAUAUAACGUCGAAGAACAUUAAUCAGUUUGACUUGUUGAUGAAUCCGGGAUCUACUCUAAACAAAAGUGAAGACAUCUUGGCAGAUUUACUGAAAACUAAAGAUUCUUCUACCGAACCACCAGUACUGGAAUCUACAUCAGUAAAAACGUCAGUGCCGCCCUCCUCAUCUGAAGGGAAUACUACCAAAAGUACUCCUUUGAAAACUCCUUCAAGGCAAUCGUUUAUCGAAAACUUUGAUAAAUCAUCUGAUUCAAAUUCGGCCUCGCCCGAAUUCACCCCUUCACGAGCCAAACCCCAGGUAGGCUCCCUCAAAAGGAUAACUUCCAGUGCAGCGGUGUCUGAACAUAAAAUGACUCUGUUUUCGGUAACAGAAGAAGAUACUUUCACCAGUGCAAAUUCAACGAUGUUGGGCAUGAAAUCCGAUGACGAGACAACCAAAAGAAGGAAGAAGAAGUUACAGUUGUGGAAGUCAAAUGCAACUAAGAUAGAUUUGGCUGCCGACAAGAAAUCCAAAAGCUUUGGACUUGAGGAUGAGAAUUUGAAUUCUUUGAACUACUAUCAGGAUGAGAAUUUUGCCUUGAACGAUGGGGAUAGUCCAUUGAAAUCUACCAAGAAACGUGCUGCCGAGGACGAUCCUUUGCCACGAGAGAACGUCAAAAAGAAGAAAAGAAACAUCUUCAAAAUAGAUUAA